Molecule: messenger RNA, 6259 nt
Organism: Gambusia affinis (western mosquitofish)
Lineage: Eukaryota; Metazoa; Chordata; Actinopteri; Cyprinodontiformes; Poeciliidae
Gene: f5
Product: coagulation factor V
Exons: 25
Coding region: 69-6119 (2016 amino acids)
Molecular function (GO): copper ion binding; oxidoreductase activity
Source: RefSeq, a predicted model, not a curated record
GCAGCUCUCUGUUAGACCACAGACUUGCGGAACCGAACAGCAUUUCACUUGGAGGACUGAUCCCAGACAUGAAGCUCUGUCCUGGGAUAGGAGUUCACCGUCUCCUGCCUGUCCUGGUUCUCCUGGCAGCCCUGGUUGUUAAAGCGGACCUGCAGAGAUCCAGGGAGAGACGCUACUACAUCGCUGCUGUGGAGAUCAACUGGAAUUAUUCUGCCAAUGAUGCAAACAGGCAGGAUCCCACCUAUAAGAAAGUGGUUUUUCGGGAGUAUGACGAAAACUUCAGCCAGGCAAAGACUCAUCCGCCCUGGUUAGGUCUGCUGGGACCCACGCUGAGGGCCGAGGAGGGGGAGACGAUUGUCGUCACUUUCAGAAACAUGGCUUACGGCGCGUACAGCAUCCACCCACACGGAGUGGCUUACGGCAAGCAGUCGGAGGGAGCCAACUACUUUGACAACACGUCACAGAAGGAAAAGGAGGACGACAUCGUGCAGCCUAAUGGUGAACAUGUUUACACCUGGGAGGUGACGCCAGAGGUUUCCCCGCUGCCCGAUGAUCCCGACUGUCUCACCUACACCUACAUCUCCCACCAAAACGUGGUGCAGGACUACAACUCUGGCCUCAUCGGCGCUUUGCUCAUCUGCAAGGCCGGCACCUUGGACGAAUCGGGACAGCAGAACGGCCUCCACAAGGAGCUUGUGUUUCUCUUUGGGGUCUUUGAUGAGAAAGAAAGUUUGUACACUCCAAGUGGACACUCUUCAGACGACCACGUCAAAUACACCAUCAACGGAUACACACGGGGAUCCUUGCCUGCUGUAAGUAUAUGUGCCCACGCCCCUGUGAGCCUUCACCUGGUGGGCAUGAGCUCAGAGCCCGAGGUCUUCUCAGUUCACAUGAACGGCCAGGUCCUGACGCACAGCGGCCACAAAGUGUCGUCAGUGGGGCUGAUCAGCGGCUCCUCCACCACCGCCAGCCUGGUUUCUGCCUACGCCGGUCGCUGGCUGCUCUCCUCCUUCACCACCAAGCACAUGGAAGCUGGCAUGCACGGCUUCGUGGACGUGACGAAGUGUGAAGAGUUUAAGGAACCCGUGAGAAGGAUGACAGUCUUACAGCAACGACAAAGCAGGGAGUGGAAAUAUUAUAUUGCUGCGGAAGAAAUAGUCUGGGACUAUUCAAAGGACAACAACAAACACAUUGAUCAAGACUUCAAGCUCCAGUACCUGACACAGUCGGCACGCCGAAUUGGAGCAAAGUACAAGAAGGCUGUGUACACUCUGUACAAAAAUGAAUCAUUCACUGAAAAGGUGGAAAAUGAGCACAGGAAGAAUGAGCUGGGCAUCUUGGGUCCAGUGAUCAGAGCGCAAAUCCGAGACAUCAUCACAAUUGUUUUUAAGAAUUUGGCCUCGAGGCCUUACAGUAUCUACCCACACGGCCUGACUGUAGAAAAGUCAGAGGAGGGAGUCAACUAUCCAGAAGGAGGAAACCAGACCCAUGGCGUUCGGCCAGGUGAAACGCACACUUACGUGUGGAAGGUUCUGGAGGAGAACGAGCCUCUGGAUGGAGAUCCCCAAUGUCUGACGCGUAUGUAUCACAGCGCCGUGGACACGCCGCGGGACAUUGCAUCGGGCCUGAUGGGAUCCAUGCUCAUCUGCAAGAGUCAAUCCCUAGAUGUCAGGAAUGUACAGCUGAGAGCGGACAAGGAACAGCAUGCUGUGUUUUCAGUCUUUGAUGAGAACAAGAGCUGGUAUCUGGACGAAAACAUUCGGCGUUGUUAUGAUCAAUCCAAAGUCAACAAAGCCGAUCCAGACUUUUAUAAGUCCAAUGUCAUGCACACAAUAAAUGGAUAUGUGUUUGAGAGUGGCCCUGAUUUGGGCUUCUGCUAUGGUGAGGUUCCAACCUGGCAUGUGUCCAGCAUUGGAGCACAGGACUACAUUCAGACAGCUACUUUCUAUGGCCAUUCGUUCGAGCUGAAUCACAGAACUGAAGACAUUCUCAGCCUCUAUCCAAUGACUGGAGAGACCAUAAAGAUAACCAUGGACAACAUAGGUUUCUGGCUUUUGGCAUCAUUGAAUACUCAUGAAACAACAAAGGGAAUGCGUGUGAAGUUUCAAGAUGUUGAGUGCUACCGUGACCUCCAAUAUGAGUAUGAGGAGAAUGACAUGAAUGGAGUUGAUGUAUUUACUCAGUGGAAGCCCCAAACUUUAGAAGAUAUCAAAAAAGAAAAGGAGAAAUCAAAAUCUGUACCCACAAAACCAGUGGAGGUCGAUAUCUACACGGACAUGUUUGCGGAUGAGUUAGGUCUACGGUCGCUGAGGAACCAGUCCAGUUACUCAGAUGUGGAGAUACUGGACUUGAGUUUAUUUAACUAUGAUGAUAUUGAUGUUGCUCCUAUGGUCGGCGAUGCUACUCCUAAUGUAAAGGACACAAACAAUAAAACUGAGUUCUUUUCAAAUCAGACUGCAAUGAAUGAUACUCAGUGGAAAUAUGUAGACAACCAAAAUGUUACAGAACGUAAUUUGCACAACAGCAGCAUUAGUAAACAUGCAACAGCUGUACAGAUGAAUAGGACUCAGUCAUUCCUUGACAAUGACACAACUGUUCUCAACAGCGACAGUGAUUCACUGAGCAAUCAAAGCACAGCAACCACCAACAGGACGGUUUCCAUAGUUGCUGUCAGUCCAAAUAAUGCUAGUGUUACAGUUGCUGGGACAAUGAACUCAACAGCUCUCAAUGGUACAGGUUCAGCGCUUCUCAAUGCGACAAGUUCAACAGCCUCUGCAGACAGUGUCAACCUUUCCACUUUAUCCAAACAACCCACUGUCACCAUGGGAGCACUACAGAGGGCCAGUCAACCUACCCGGAAACCAGAGUCUACCAAUCAGACCAUGCCAGUACAAUCACAAGACACUACUAACAUUACUACACCAUUAACAACAAAGACCAAAGAUAAAAGAACAGAAUCAAAUCCAUCUGGCAGUAGCAACACCUCUAUGGACAUAUUCUUUCCCAAUAAGAAUGAGGUGCAACUCACUCGGGGCGAUGUGUUCCUUUACAGUGGGCACGCAACUGACACCGACAUCAACCCAAUAAACAAUCUCUGGUUUCAACAGACUUCAACAGUUGAGGAUGACCAUAACACUUCAACUGAUGUGCCACCCAUUGGAUUGAACCAAUCACUGUCCCUUUUAGGACUUGAUGUCAAGGAAGUUGACAACAGCAGCAUGAUCAAAGAUAACCUCACCAGCCUUGAGUUGGUGGAAACCACAGGAAACACUGAGGGAAACUCUUCAAACAUGACUUCGCAGCAAGAGCUUGGACUACGAAUAAAUGCUACUGAAGGUGUGAGUGUUUCUGCCAACUCCAGCCUUGGGAAUGCAACACAUCUUUUAAAUGUAGAUAAGCUAUCACAAAACGCUACAGUGAACAUCUCCCAAUCAAGUUCAGUGGGGAGGAACUCCGAGAAAGGACUUCUUCCUGGGGAGCUGUCCAAUACUUCUUCGAUGGAAAGUUUCUCUAAUGAGACUAGAGGUUCAUCCAACCAUUCACUUUCUGGUGGUUCUGUGAAGUUGCUGAGUUCUGAGGAGCUCGGUUCUUCAGAAAGUAGUGAGGAAAUAAUUAUCUAUGUUAAAGAAAACAAAUCAGAGGCAAUCAAAACUGUCUCAAUGAGCCCAGAAGGCCACAACUGGACUUAUGAUGGAACUCACUCCACAGUACCUGAGGAGAUUCCCGAUCACAUGAAAAAAUACUUUGAGAACGAACCACUACGGACAACUCCACCUCCCAAAAAGUACAAAAAAGUGAACCUCAGACAAAUACCCAAAAAAGGUGAAGGCAUGAAAACAAGGAGGAGGAAGGUCUACAAGCCUCAGGCCAGGAGUGGCUUACCGUUUUCCCCACGAGGAUUUAACCCAGGGCUCACCCCCCGGGGGGCAAGGCCCAAUUCACCACAGCUUGUCACCAAGGAAGAGGAGUUGAUUAACUUCCCCAUAGUUAUUGCUUUGCCUCGACCUGAUUUCAGUGACUAUCAGCUGUAUGUCCCUGGCAAUGAACCAGAGCAACCUGAUAUGAAUGAAGAAGAUGUGACACAAAAUGAGUAUGAAUAUGUGUCGUACAAAGACCCCUACAGCAGCCAUGAGGACAUUAAGAAUCUCAACCUGGAUGAAACUACAAAAUACUACUUAAAGUUAUCAGGUCCUGAUGUCAAGACAUACUUUAUUGCUGCAGAAGAAGUUGAAUGGGACUAUGCUGGUUAUGGACAGAGGAGACACGAUAAGUCGCAGCAAAAUAUGCUAGAGACCAAAUUCACCAAAGUUGUUUUCCGAGGUUACCUGGAUGCGAGCUUCAGCACUCCUGAUGUCCGCGGGGAGAUGGAUGAGCAUCUAGGCAUCCUUGGGCCUGUUAUCAAAGCUGAGGUUGGACAAAGCAUCAUGAUUGUGUUCAAAAACAACGCCAACCGUCCAUACUCCCUACACCCCAAUGGGGUUUUCUAUACAAAGCAGUUUGAGGGUCUGUCCUACGAGGACGACUCCAAGCACUGGUAUAAAUAUGACAACGAAGUUCAACCCAACACCACCUACACAUACAUAUGGAAAAUCAGUCCUAUGGUUGGGCCAGCUCCGGAAGAGUCUGAGUGUCGGACCUGGGCGUACUACUCUGGUGUUAAUCCCGAGAAGGACAUUCACUCCGGCUUAAUUGGUCCUUUGCUGGUGUGUCGAGAGGGAACUCUGAAGAACAAGCCACUCAACACGAGGGAGUUUGUGCUGCUUUUCAUGACCUUCGAUGAGUCACAGAGCUGGUACUAUAAUAAAAACCAGGAAGUUAUGCAAAGAAAGUACCGAAAACGAGUUUGGGAUGACUACGACAUGGAGAACCUCAAGUUCCACUCCAUCAAUGGAAUAAUAUAUAGUCUUAAGGGUCUGAGGAUGUACACCAAACAGCUUGUGCGGUGGAACCUGAUCAACAUGGGUUCUCCCAAAGACGUUCACAGCGUUUACUUUCAUGGGCAGACGUUCCAAUACGUUAAAACCAAGCGCUACAGGCAGGCUGUGUUUCCCCUGCUGCCUGGGAGCUUUGCAUCUCUGGAGAUGUAUCCAUCCAAGCCUGGGCUGUGGCAGCUGGAGACGGAAGUUGGUCUAAACCAAAAGAAGGGGAUGCAGACGCUCUUCCUGGUUCUAGAUAAUGAUUGCUACCAUCCCAUGGGUCUUGAGUCGGGCAGCGUGAAAGAUGACCAGAUCACAGCCAGCAACUCAAGAGGAUACUGGGUGCCCCAUCUUGCCAGGCUAAAUAACCAGGGUAAAUACAAUGCAUGGAGCACGGACAAGAAAGGUGACUGGAUUCAGGUGGACUUCAAGCGGCCAGUUGUGAUCAGCCAGGUGGCCACACAAGGAGCCUGGCAGUUAUUCCAGCCCCAGUAUGCCACAAAUUUCUCCAUCUCAUACAGCAACGACCGCCGCAAAUGGAUCUUUUACAAAGGCAGCGGCAGAGAAUUCUGGAAGACGUUUCAAGGAAACGAGGAAGCCUCUCAGACAAAGAAAAACACCUUCUUUCCUCCUUUGAUUGGACGGUUCAUUAGGCUCCACCCCAUCACCUGGAAUAAUGCAGCAACAAUCCGCAUGGAGUUCUAUGGCUGUGAGCUUGAUGGCUGCUCCGUGCCUUUGGGGAUGGAGAGUGGGCUGAUAGAGGACAGACACAUCACAGCCAGCUCUGAGGAAUCCAGCUGGUUCGGGGGACUCUGGAAAGCCUCUCUCGGUCGCCUCAACAAGCAGGGCUCCAUCAACGCAUGGAGAGCUAAGCACAGUGACAUGAACCAGUGGCUCCAGGUGGAACUGCCUCGCAUUAAGAAGAUCACAGGCAUCACAACACAGGGAGCCAAGUCUAUGACGAAGGAGAUGUACGUCAUGAAGUAUGCCCUGCAGUACAGUGACAAUGGGAUACACUGGACUUACUACAUGGACGAUGAUGAUGUAACUGUAAAGAUGUUUGACGGAAACACAAACAACAACGACUACGUGAAGAACUACAUCUAUCCUCCCAUCUUCACUCGCUUUAUCCGAGUCGUCCCCAAAAGAUGGUGGAACUCCAUCACCAUGAGAAUAGAGCUUCUCGGCUGCGACUUUGAGUGAAACGUGCUUGUGAAAACACAGGGAGACACUAAAUAAAUGUUUAGGAUGUAGAGGCAGACAUGCAGAAUUAUUACCAACCCUGGAACAUGUUACAGUUUUGUCCCUUUACAACCAGAAACAUUAACGUAAUUUAUUGAGAU